UAAACCAGUCUCUCUCUCGAGUCAGAGAACACUUCUCGCCUUCCCAUUUCACACAUAUAGCGACCCGAAAGGCGACCUCCGGAGCGGGAGGAGCAAUGGCCACCGCCCGCGGCGGCGCAUCCCCAGCGAGGCGGGAGAAGGUCCGGCGGAUCUUCGAGCGCUUCGACGCCAACGGCGACGGUGGCCUCGACAGGUCCGAGAUGGCCGCCCUCGUUGCCGCCGUCAACCCCAGUGUCCACUUCACCCCGGCCCAGAACGACGCCAUCCUCGACGAGGUCUUCCGCUCCUACGCCGACUUCGUCCCUGACCCCUCCGUCGGCCUCUCCCUCGCCGGCCUCCUCCGCACCUACGACGACGGCGCCGGCGAUGUCGACCGCGACUUCGCCGCCCUCUCCAUCCUCGACCCCGAGACCGACCCGAACCCUAAUCCUAGCCCGGCUGGGGACCCGGAUCUCGCCCCCGAUCCCCACCCAAGGCUCGCCCCCGCUUGGGUCUCCUACCCCAACCACGGGAUCGCCCACGAGAGCACAUGGAGGGUCGUCGAGGAGUUGGAGUUCGCCAUCAGGUCUCGAAUUAAGGCUUCCUGUUCCAAUGUAAUCGCUAAAGAUUCGAUCUUGUUCGAUGGCUUCUCGGAUAACGGCUGGUCCACGGACCUCAGCCGGGAGUUGGAUCGAAGCGGGGUAUUUGUAAGGGACGAGAAUUGCAUGGAAUUCAGAGCUUUCUUGAAGCAAUUGAAGGAGAUCAGGGACAAGGUCGACCGGGCGCCGACGAUGGAGGAGGCCUUCGACGGCCACAUGGCGAUCGGAAGGACUUUAUACGAUCGGAAGCUGUUACCGGAGGCUCUGGAGAGCUUCCGGCGCGCAGCGGAGUUGAGGCCGUCCGACGUUCGCCCCCAUUUCAGAAUUGGCAACACUCUGUGGUUACUUGGACGGCCGUUGGAGGCUAAAGAAAGCUACUUGAUUGCUCUGGAAUCGGCAGAGACUGAUUCAGUCCAGUGGUCAUCUCUGCUCCCACAGAUACAUGUGAAUUUAGGGAUUGUGAUGGAAGGGGAAGGGCUAUUGAUCAAUGCUAGCGAGCAGUACCGUGAGGCUGCCAUCCUCUGCCCGACCCAUUACAGGGCUCUGAAGCUCUUGGGUAGUGCCUUGUUCGGUGUGGGGCAGUACGCAGCUGCUGAGAAGGCAUUGGAGGAGGCGGUGCUCCUCAAGUCAGACUAUGCUGAUGCCCAUUGUGAUCUCGGGUCAGUUCUCCAUGCCAUCGGGGAUGAUGAGAGAGCUGUGUUGGCUUUUCAAAAGGCAAUUGAUCUGAAGCCGAACCACUUGGAUGCACUCUAUAACCUGGGAGGAUUGUUUAAGGACGUCGGUCGGUAUCACAGAGCAGCAGAGAUGUAUGGAAGAGUUCUGGCUGUCCAACCAGACCACUGGAGGGCCCAGCUCAAUCGAGCUGUCUCGAUGCUGGGUGCAGGGGAGGCAGAAGAGGCGAAGAAGGCACUGGCUGAAGCUUUCAAGAUGACAAAGCGGGUGGAGUUGUACGAUGCAAUUGUCCACUUGAAGCAGUUGCAGAGGAAGUCUCAAGUUGAUGGCUUGGGUUGGGUAGUUGUUGAUGCUGCCAAGUUCAAACUGGCAAAUGAGAAGACCACUGACAGAAAAUGUGUGGCUGAUGCUCUUUGGAUCAGAGAGAUACAGAAGAUGACCAAACUUGGCCGCUGUGAUGUAGCUCUUUGGAAGAAAGAGAUGGAGGGAACUGAGGUUCCGGUCUCUUAUGCUGGGAAUGGGGUGCCACAGAGAUCAAUACAGAAGGCUGCAUUGGAGGUACUUCUUCGCAAGCUUCUGAGUAACCUUAAAGUUGAAUCCUUUCAAGGUUCUGUCAAAGCCAUUGAUGAAAAAAUAUGGGCAGUUCUGGAUGUUGCCGGUUCUGGUAAGGUGGAUCUUGGCAUGUUCUUUGCAAUCAUAGCACCGAUAUGUGCAGGCCCGCCAGAGAAGCGCAAGCGUGCUGCUUUUGAUGCUCUUUCAUGGCGCCCCAUGAAAAAUGAGGCCCAAGGCCAGAUAGCAAAGGUGGAUUCUUCUGUUUACUUUAGGUACUUAAGGGUUAUCUACUUUUGUUCUCAGGGGUUCACUGACCUGAUGGAAGUGCAUGGAGGAGAAGAAGAGAAUGCAAAGAUUUCAUUCCGAGAGUUUCUUGCUAUGUUUGAUGAUAUGGAUCAUGGUUUUGGGAUAUUAAGUACUUUAGUAAAGCUUGAGGCUGGUGAUAGAGUGCACCAGAGCAGAUAUUCUUGUGCCGUUUGCCAGUAUCGAAUCAGUGGAUUGAUGUUUAAAGAGACAACCUCCCGAUUCUGUCUGUGCUCGAGUUGUUAUAGUGAGUGCAAGGUGCCAUCUGCAUAUGAAAAAGAGGAAUACAGGUUCAAAGAGUGCCAAAUUGAGUGACUACUGGUUUGCUGCAUGUACAUCCUUCAUUUCCUUCAUGUAGAUAACAAUUCAAGAAUUAGUUGUUUUUAAAAGAAAUUCCGUAUAGUUAUUUCCUUGGCUUGAAUUUAGAACUCUAGAAAUAGGCAAAAUAAAUUUUCUUGUGAAGGCAAAUUCAUAAAAAUUCUUGUUUGAGAGGUUGAUUGAAAGGUGAGAAGGGAGAAAAUUAAUGAGGUUCCUU
Molecule: messenger RNA, 2640 nt
Organism: Phoenix dactylifera (date palm)
Lineage: Eukaryota; Viridiplantae; Streptophyta; Magnoliopsida; Arecales; Arecaceae
Source: RefSeq, a predicted model, not a curated record